UUUCUUUUUUAUGUUCAGUUGCUUGAUGUAAUUAUGGAUCGCGUUACAUUUAAAGUUAAUGGAAUUGAAUAUUCAGUUGGUAGCGAAGUGAACACGGAUGUGACGUUGCUGGAGUACCUACGUCGCCGGUUACGGCUGCCCGGCACCAAGUACAAGUGCUUGGAGGCAGGCUGUGGCGCCUGCAUCGUGACCGCCGUGCGGGGCCAGGACACGCCACCCACCGCCGUCAACUCGUGCAUGGUGCUGGUGACGUCAUGCCAGGGCUGGGAUAUCACGACGGUGGAAGGCACAGGCGGACGGCUGGCGGGUUACAGCAAAGUGCAGACCACACUUGCAGAGCACAACGGCACACAGUGUGGCUACUGCACCCCCGGCUGGGUCAUGGCUAUGCAUAGUUUACUUCAAAGCGGAAAAAAGUUGACUAUGCUUGAAAUAGAACAAUCUUUUGGAAGCAACAUCUGUAGGUGCACUGGAUACAGGACUAUCCUCGAGGCAUUUAAGACAUUCGCAGUAGAUGCUCCUGCAUCAAAACGAAUUAUGGACAUAGAAGACUUGCAUAUUUGUAAGCGGAAGGGUGAUGGAUGCAAAAAAACGAAUUGCGAUGACUAUGACUGGUGUAUGGUAUUAAAAGAGGAAGUUAAUAAAGCUUCCACGGUACACAUUAAACUGGAAGAUGGAAGGGAUUGGUACAGGGUAUACGACUUAAAUGAAGUUUUUAAUAUUCUAGUAUCUAAAGGACAGGACUCAUACAUGUUAGUUGCAGGCAACACAGCGAAAGUGGAAAUUUAG
Papilio machaon (common yellow swallowtail) is the source of this 789-nucleotide messenger RNA. RefSeq names its product xanthine dehydrogenase-like. The transcript has 5 exons. The coding region runs from base 34 to 789 and encodes 251 amino acids. Gene Ontology annotation, molecular function: oxidoreductase activity; iron ion binding; 2 iron, 2 sulfur cluster binding. The record is from RefSeq and is a predicted model, not a curated record. Lineage: Eukaryota; Metazoa; Arthropoda; Insecta; Lepidoptera; Papilionidae.